Molecule: messenger RNA, 2064 nt
Organism: Chara braunii
Lineage: Eukaryota; Viridiplantae; Streptophyta; Charophyceae; Charales; Characeae
Source: the annotation of a GenBank genome assembly
GAGACGGCGAUAAGUACUAGUAGACGGGGUUGUGGAGGAGAAGGAGGAGGAGGAGGACGGAGUGAUGACAGUGAUGAGGAGACGGGGUUGACGGGGACAAAUGACUACACGUGGAGCAUCAGGGAAGGGCGUCGGAGUGCGCCUGUGGCAUGGGCGGGAGAAUUGUGGAAACAGAAAACGAAAUGGACGCGGAUUUCACAAUAUUGGAAGAGCCAUGUGGGUGCCACGGAGGGUGAGCUUGAUUUCGAGCAUCCCCUCAACUCGAGAUUGCCUGGCGGUGUGGCACGACAGCCCCCCCUUGUCCCUGCGCGUGAUUUGGCACAGGGACGAGGGCGGGCAGACCGAGACGGUCCGACAUCAGUGGUACGGCAGGACGGAGCGCGCCCCUUCGGAGGAGCGGGCGCCUCUGGAGCAGUGGGCCCUUCUAGUGGAGGGGGAGAGGGAGCAGGAGAGGGCCCGUCAGGGGUAGAGGGAGCAGGAGAGGGCUCACGUGGGGGAGGGGACGAGUGGGACGAGAUAGAGCGUGCAGAGCACGCAAGGGCGAGACGGUUUGAUCCGGUGGGGAAGAGGGCGCAUGGUGUUUCACAUUUGCAGCCAGGGAGGAGACGGUGUGUGCCUGAGGGGGCUGUUGGCGGUCCGCGGGACGAGCAGCAGUGGUGGAGAGAGAGGAUGCUCCAGCGAGCAAGAGAUGAGGGCAUACCUGUCCCUGCCGACCUCGAGGAAGGGUUGGCGGCAGACCCUGUGGAGCGGAGACAGGAUCGGCACCGAGUGCCCAGAGUGACCCAGACUCGACAGAGUGUUUCCAUGGACUUCAUGGACACACUGGUGACCAGUAAGAGUGGCAAGAGGCACAUCUUCGUCAUCAUCGAUCGAUUCACCAAGUACGCUAGACUAGUUGCAAUGCCAGAGACCGCAAGGACUGACCAUGUUAUCAAGUUGUGGGUGCGUGACUUUGGUUUACCAAAGACCAUCGUUAGUGACAGAGAUGUCCGCUUCACAAGUGAGCUAUGGAAGAAGACUGCUGAACAGAUGGGCAGUCAACUUCAGAUGACUUCAGGAAAUCAUCCCGAAGCAAAUGGACAAGCCGAACAGAUGAACAAAGUUGUACAACACUUGCUGAGGCAUUACAUCAAGCCCAACCAGGAUGACUGGGAUGAGAAGUUGCCUCUCAUCGCCAGCCUGUCCAACAACGCUGUACACAGCAGUACCGGCGUUAGUCCUAAUCAGCUGCACUUGGGAUGGAAGCCUAGAUCAGCUCUAGACUUCCUCCUACCUGAAAACCGACCCGCUGCAACUCCAGGCACACUUGAGUAUGGUGUGCAGUAUGAGAAGUUAUUGCAGCAAGUUGUCGAGCAUAUCAAGAAAGCUCAGCAAGCAAUGAUUGCUUCUAAGAAUCAACAUCGUAGACAGUCCUCAUUUCAGGUAGGGGAAUGUGUCUGGGUCAAGGCUAGUGAGCCAGGACAAGAAUUCGGAAUCUCUCGCAAACUAAUGCCUCGGUAUUUUGGUCCCUGGGAAGUCCUGGAUAUAGUGGGGGAUGAGAUGGAUGGUCCCACUUAUGUGAUCCGCAUCCCUGGACACCUACGCACUCACCCUGUCUUUCAUGCCUCAAAGCUUGCACCUUUCGCUGAGACGGAUCAGUUCCCUUCAAGGAGAUCGAUGCUGCCCCCAACCAUGGAUGGUCAAGUGGACAUCGACUACAUUGUGGAUCACAAAGAUCUGCCUGUUCAGAAGCCAUUGGGUAGAGGAAGACCUCCAAAACCCAAGCGGGAAUAUCGCGUCAGAUUCAGGCAUCAUACAGAUCCAAAGGAAGACCGAUGGUUCGCCAGAGAGGAACUGAUUGACACAGCUCCUCAAGUGGUAGCAGAAUAUGAGAAGAAGCUGAAAGGGAAGGCACCUGCGAAGUUAGCAUCUCAGCGGACUUUCGAAGCGAAGGGGGAUGGAAUGUGAGGAUUGAGGCCUCAAGGAGGGGCCUUGCCAUGAUGUACAUGUUCUGGGCUAAGGCCCCAGCAAGCCUUGUGCCCGCCUAAGUGAAGGCGGGCCAGCAAAUCAACAAGAGCCCUAUGU